Molecule: messenger RNA, 1740 nt
Organism: Penicillium pulvis
Lineage: Eukaryota; Fungi; Ascomycota; Eurotiomycetes; Eurotiales; Aspergillaceae
Gene: prnC
Product: delta-1-pyrroline-5-carboxylate dehydrogenase prnC
Exons: 4
Coding region: 1-1740 (579 amino acids)
Cellular component (GO): mitochondrial matrix
Molecular function (GO): L-glutamate gamma-semialdehyde dehydrogenase (NAD+) activity
Source: RefSeq, a predicted model, not a curated record
AUGCAGUCGAUCCUCUUGCGCGCCAGAGCGCAGCCAUUGUCUCGCUGGCAGUCGCUUGCAUGCCGCGCUCCUAGCUCAAGCUCGCGGUCGCUGGGCACUUACGCGACAUUCAAGAUUCCCCAGAUUAACAACGAGCCAAACAAACAUUACACUCCCGGUUCCGCGGACCGCAAGGGCCUGGAGGAUGCUUUGGCUUCGGUGAACCAGAAAUCUCCCUUCAAUGUCCCUCUCGUCAUUGCUGGAAAAGAGAUCAAGAGCUCCCACACAUUUACCCAGAGCAACCCAGCCACUCAUGCUCCUCUCGCAACCUACUCCAAUGCUUCCAAAGCCGAUGUUGACGCUGCUAUCGCAUCAGCUCUUGCUGCUCGCAAAUCCUGGGCCGCGACUCCCUUUGCCGAGCGCGCCAGCAUUUUCCUCAAGGCCGCCGAUUUGAUUUCGACCAAGUACCGUUAUGACAUUAUGGCCUUGACUAUGCAGGGCCAAGGAAAGAAUGCAUGGCAGGCGGAGAUUGACUCAGCUGCUGAGCUGAUCGACUUCUUCCGCUUUGGUGUCAAGUAUGCCGAGGAGGUUUACGCACAGCAGCCCGUUCACCACGCUCCUGGUGUUUGGAACCGCCUUGAGUACCGUCCCCUGGAAGGUUUUGUCUACGCUAUCAGCCCUUUCAACUUCACUGCCAUUGGUGGUAACUUGGCUGGCGCUCCCGCCCUGAUGGGUAACGUUGUGAUUUGGAAGCCUUCCCCCUCUGCCAUCGCCUCCAACUGGCUCGUUCACCAGAUUCUUCUCGAGGCCGGUCUGCCUAAGGAUGUCAUUCAGUUCGUGCCUGGUGACGCCGAGGAGGUCACCAGCUCUGUCCUCAACCACCCUGAGUUCGCCGCUCUCCACUUCACCGGCAGCACGGACGUUUUCCGUUCGCUCUAUGGCAAGAUUUCGGAGGGAGUGGCUGAUGGCAAAUACCGCAGCUACCCUCGCAUUGUGGGCGAGACUGGUGGCAAGAACUUCCACUUGAUUCACAAGUCGGCCGAUGUGCGCAACGCUGUGGUCCAGACCGUGCGUGGUGCCUUUGAGUUCCAGGGCCAGAAGUGCAGCGCCACUUCUCGUGCCUAUGUCGCAUCUUCUAUUGCCGACGAAUUUGCGAAGCAGCUCGCUGCUGAGGUGCAGCAGCUGAAGAUUGGUGAGCCAUCCGACUUCACCAACUUCUGCGGUCCGGUCAUCCACGAGGGUUCUUUCAACAAGCUGGCUGGUGUUAUCGAUGAGGCGAAGAACGAUCCCGAGCUCGAGUUGCUUGCUGGAGGUACUUACGACUCCUCCAAGGGCUGGUACAUUUCCCCCACCGUGUACCGUACCUCUAACCCCGACCACCCCCUCUUGUCCAAGGAGCUCUUUGGUCCUAUCAUUGUCAUCCACUCUUACAACGACGCUACUGAGGCCGACUUCGUUAAGAUCUGCGAGAAGAUUGACACCACUGGCACUUACGGCCUGACUGGAUCCGUCUUUGCCCAGGACCGUGAGGCCGUUCGCGUGGCCGACGAUGCUCUCCGCAACGCCGCCGGUAACUUCUACAUUAACUGCAAGAGUACCGGUGCUGUUGUUGGCCAGCAGCCGUUCGGUGGUGCCCGUGCCAGUGGUACCAACGACAAGGCCGGUAGCGCCAACUUGCUGUCUCGCUUCGUGAGCUUGCGUUCCGUCAAGGAGGAGUUUGUCCCCACCUACACCGUUGCCUACCCCAGCAACGCCAACUAA